UAUGUACAGUUUAGCUCUAAACUUCUGCCCUGAAUGAGAAAUGACUUGUAGAAACUAAGAGUGACGCUGAACACGGAGCUGAUGACGGAGGGGGGACCGCACAGCCUCAUUUGCAUGUGAUGUGUUUAAAUCCGCUCCUCCGCUCCUCCCCCUCACAUCUCAUCUGAUCCACAGACACGAUGCCGGAACCAGCGAAGGCUCCAGCGCCCAAGAAGGGCUCCAAGAAGGCGGUGGCGAAGGCCCCCGGUAAGGGCGGAAAGAAGAGGAGGAAGUCCAGGAAGGAGAGCUACGCCAUCUACGUGUACAAGGUGCUGAAGCAGGUGCACCCCGACACCGGCAUCUCCUCCAAGGCCAUGGGCAUCAUGAACUCCUUCGUGAGCGACAUCUUUGAGCGCAUCGCCGGGGAGGCCUCCCGCCUGGCUCACUACAACAAGCGCUCCACCAUCACCUCCCGGGAGAUCCAGACCGCCGUCCGCCUGCUGCUGCCCGGGGAGCUGGCCAAGCACGCCGUGUCCGAGGGCACCAAGGCCGUGACCAAGUACACCAGCUCCAAGUGAACUGCGGGGACCCGCUUCCACCCAACGGCUCUUUUAAGAGCCACCCACCGGCUGCCUGGAGACAAACGGUCCUGGUGCUUCCGUGUUCAUAUUAGAAACGUUUCAAUGAUCCAGAAACUUUAGUUAAAUGUUCCUCAUGUGUUUCGAGGUGAAUGAUGCUUUAGAGAAGUUCACUGGUAUCUCAACAAUUUUCUACAUUCAUGUUAAACAUCAGAAAUGAAUUAGUUUCUAAUUUAAUCUAUUGUAGCAGUAAACCACUGAUCAUAUUUAUACAUAGACCAGUUUCCUCUAGUAUAUGAUUUCAUGUUUUGAAUCUUGUGUCCACCACUCCAUGAUCCACAUCUGUCACAGAUGUUCAAUCAAUAUGAAAUUAGUUUAAUGUUUCAUUCUGUAAACAAAAUAAUUCAAACUUCAAAAUACAUACAUGAGUUGAUGGAUUUAGACGCUGACUACAGAACUGCUCAUUCAUUCUGAAGCUCCAGGAUCAGUGGGAAUAUUUUAACAUUAUAGAAUUCUAUAUUCUUGGUAUGAAAAAUUGUGAUUUGAUUUGUUGUGAAAGCUGAUCCACUGUGGAACCAAUGAUAGAUUUAGAUUCAGUACCAUAUUAACCAUCGUGUAGACGUGACCUCAGGUUUCAUAACUCAUUCGUUUCUCAUUCUGUAUAUUUUACAGUUUGUUUUGCACCAAACAGUAUUUGACUGUGAUAAUAAAAGACUUAUGUGGUAAA
Molecule: messenger RNA, 1284 nt
Organism: Platichthys flesus (European flounder)
Lineage: Eukaryota; Metazoa; Chordata; Actinopteri; Pleuronectiformes; Pleuronectidae
Product: histone H2B 1/2-like
Exons: 1
Coding region: 180-557 (125 amino acids)
Cellular component (GO): nucleosome
Molecular function (GO): DNA binding; structural constituent of chromatin; protein heterodimerization activity
Source: RefSeq, a predicted model, not a curated record